Molecule: messenger RNA, 5787 nt
Organism: Electrophorus electricus (electric eel)
Lineage: Eukaryota; Metazoa; Chordata; Actinopteri; Gymnotiformes; Gymnotidae
Gene: znf516
Product: zinc finger protein 516
Biological process (GO): regulation of DNA-templated transcription
Cellular component (GO): nucleus
Molecular function (GO): DNA-binding transcription factor activity, RNA polymerase II-specific; RNA polymerase II cis-regulatory region sequence-specific DNA binding
Source: RefSeq, a predicted model, not a curated record
CUUUCCGCAUCACAACUUUCUGCUGAGCAGACAAUAGUAGGUGGAAACAGGGAGGAACCAUUGCCGCUCCAGGUGUCGCACUAAACACGGAGCAGUUCGCUGUCGAUCUGCCUGAGAUUAUCGUUGGCGUGAUCACGGCGAAUCCUCCGUGUGGAAGUUCAAGUCGGACGACUGUCGCGGCGGUUUGCAGUUUUACUGAUUAGCGGACUUAGGAAAAGAGCGCCUUGGAAACUGGAUGCGGCUCAGUUUGUCAUUUCCAUCCAAACCCCCGGAGUGUCACCUUGCAUUUGUUGUUAGGCUACCUCUCUGAACUUCAUUACGUCAUUUGCAUGCCCCGAGGUCAGACAAUGAGGAGGGUCUCCUGGUGGGGCAAUGAUUGGUAGCGGAAGGUGUCCCGGCCACAGUCAAGCGGAAAAGCCCACCAAAGUCGGAUUGCAGUCGGCAGCAGCGCUCCCGGUGACGACACCUGCCAGCCGGGACGUAUGACUACAGCGGACGCAUAUUCUCUAGGAUAUAACCAGUUGGUCAACAGAUAGCACUGCAGCGUUACCAUGGAGGUGGAGAGGCAGGAAAUCCCAGUGGACAGCUCUCCCUCCCAGGUUGCCCGCGGUGACGUGGACGAGGAGAAGGCCCAGGGCCACAACUGCGAGCUAUGCGGCCGCACGUUCCCUUUCCUCAGCUCGCUGUCGCAGCACAUGAGGAAGCACACUGGCGAGAAGCCCUACAAGUGCCCGUACUGCCAGCACCGGGCGGCGCAGAAGGGAAGCCUGAAGGCCCACAUCCGCAGCCACAAGCUCGACGGCGUAAGUCCGAGCGAGGUCGCCUCGGCCGAGGACGAGGGCGUCGACAAGGAAGGGGGCGUGCCCGAGGAGCAGUGCUCCAGCCCGACGGAGAGCACCUCCGCCUGCAACAGGGUGGUGGACGGCGAGGAGGCAGCCAAGGCCAGGAAGAAAGCGGUUAAGAAGGAGAGGCCGGCCGGCGAGGGGGGCAGGCAGUGCUCGCUGUGCCGGAAGCGACUGCGGAGUCAGGCGGAGCUGGAGCAGCACAUGCAGGAGCUCCACGACGCCGCGGCGGAGGAGCAGCCGCCGGCCCGGCCCGAGAGGGCGCUGCCCACCGGGGAGGAUGCGGAGGAUGGCACUGGGGCGGAGGAGGCCGAGGAGGAGGGAGGCGAGUUCGGUGCUCCGGCGUGGUCCCUGAGAGCGCAUGAGAAGAAGCACCAGGGUGCUCCGCACCACGGCUGCCGCAUCUGCGGCCGGCGUUUCCGGGAGCCCUGGUUCCUGCGCAGCCACAUGAAGACGCACGCGGGCAGGGCGCGGCCCAAGAGCGACUCGGAGCAGACGGCCACCGUCAACGAGGUGCCACAGGACGAGGGGGCGCUGGCCCGCGCCGCGUGCCUGUACGAGCUGUGCGGCAAGUGCGGCAACUUCUUCCACAGCCGCAAGAGUCUGCGGCUGCAUGAGCGGGUACACAAGAGGGCGGGGCAGGGGGUGGGGCAAGCGGCCGGCGACGCCCACGACUCCUCCUCCCCGCUCACCAAGAGGCGGUUCCUCGAACGGCUGAGCCUAAAGGCGGCGGGGGACGCGGAGAAGGUUUCGGCGGGGGAUCUCGGCAAGCGGAUCCCAGAGCUGGAUCCAGUGAGCAGCUACCAGGCCUGGCAGCUGGCCACCAGGGGCAGGGUGGUGGAGGUCUCCGAGAAAGGCCUGGGCUGGGAUGAGCGGCUGGCCGAUGCCGACGUGGCCUACGACAGGGAGAAGGGCGAGUAUGUGCUGCUCAGGCAAGACAAGCGGAAGAAGCAGCUCGACGCCUCGCCGGGAAUCCCCAGCAAGAAGAAGCGGGGCGCGGCCACCCUGGGCAGCGCGGCCGCCUUCCCCGAACACCCACGUGGCGGCGGGCAGGUGCCGACCAUGGACGGAAGCGCUGCGGAAAGCAGCGGUGACUCUGGAUACCGCCCCUCUCCCCGCCAUGGCCGGAAGAACUCCCAGAGCAAGACCUCGGAAUGCUUGGAGUGUGGGAAAGGCUUCCGAACGCAGCAACAGAUGGUGAUACACAUGCUCAUAAGACAUGGUGGUAUGAGUAACUGCAUCAACGGGGUCUCGCUGCAAGAUCUCUUCAGUAAAAAACAGUCCGGUCUUCCUAAACCUGCGGACUCAACAACCACCUCAAACCACCUCAACGACCAAAGUCACCAGGACGGUACAGAUAAAAAGCCAUACGCCUGCGACCACUGUGACUUCAGCGCCUCGGAGCUGUCUGCCAUUGCGGCCCACGUACAUGUUCAGCACACUGCUGUCAGCGUGUGGGACCAGAGGCCUGAGGCCUUAGCUGACACGCCCAGCCAAAGCCACGCCCCUUCCACCAGCCAUUCUGGCUUCCCCCGCCUGAGGAAUGCCCUGCUCCAGCAGACCCGCUGGCCGAGCUUCUCCCCCACCCAUCCGGAGAGCCCCGCCGAAGGGAAGAGCAAAGGGCACAGAGGGGCUGUCGCAGACAGAUUGGACGCUGGCCUGCUGAACCUGUCCGUGGAGGUGGACGGCCCGAAAGAAGCCGCUCCGGCAUCGGGUCAGAACGGGCUGGUGCGACACCAGUGCCCGUACUGUGCCCACGCCACUCUGUACCCCGAGGUGCUGUGGAUCCACCAGAGGGUGGCGCACCGAGUGGACAGCGCCGCGCUGGCCCCCAAGUGGGCCCCCAGGAACAGCCUCGGCAGGCCCAAGUCGGCCCUCGACUUCAAGAGGCGCACGGGACCGCCGCCGUUCCUGGAGGGUAAGGACUGUCCGUCACUUCCCCAGGCGCGCGCUUUCCGCACCAGCUCCCCCGGGCCGAGCCGCACGGGGCCGCACAGGGACGACCCGCAGAGGGACAGCUUGGAGCUCGCGCAAGGCAAGUGCCAGCACGACGGCCCACCAGCGCGACCUGCCAAACACAAGGCCGGCAGGUCCCGGGUGGAUGAGGUCCGGGUGCCCAGAAGCGAUGCGGAGGCCCGCCGGAGGGUCGCCACGGGGGCGAGCGCAGUGGGACCAGCCGCGAGUCCCCAGAAGACUGGAAGCCCAAAGACAGGCAGCAGAACAGGGGAGAGUAGUCUCUUCCCCCAUGAGGGACUUCGCUCCAUGCUCUCCAGCAAGCACAACGCCUCGGGCCACAGAAGCCCAGCCCACCAGGCUCCGCAGGCUCCCAAUAGAGCCCAACCCCGAGCCCAGGACACGCAGGCCUCAGUUGGGUAUGACCCCUGGAGUAGGCUGGGCCUUGCUAAACCGUCCUCCCACUCCCAACCCAAGAGGCAGCAGGCGGCGGAUGGUGCAGAAGCUCUGACAGACAUAUUCAGCUUCUUAAAGAAGUGCAGCCCUCAUGACCUGGCCACUCUCUACCAGCAUUGGGGCUUCAGUAACAUCAUGAUGGAGCAGACAGGGAUGGUGAGCUCAGGGCAACAUCAGGGGGAGCAUGUCUGUCCAGUGUGCGGGAAGAGCUUCAGCCAGCCCAGCCAUUACCGCACACACAUGAGAUCCCACACAGGUGAGAGACCAUUCCGGUGUCAGUACUGUUCCUACAGCGCCACCCAGAAAGGCAACCUGAAGACCCAUGUCCAGACAGUGCACCGGCUCACCUUUGACAGCGCCCAGUACCCUGACAGGAAUCUCCGGCAUGCCCCCUCAGAUGACCCCUCACUCCCUUCCAGCCCUGGAACAUCGCACACAGCCCCCACCUCCUGAAGAGGGUCAGGAGAAUGAGGAGACUUCUGUUACGUGGUUUUAGGAGCGCAUAUCCAUCGAACGCUCUGUCAUCUCUUCAUGUGGAAGGUGUUUAAGUUUAAAGAAUUAACCAAGGAGAGCAGGUUUUCCUAACGUAUAACAUUUAACUGUACAUAACAUUGGUUUGUUCAAUAGCUCUUAGUUUGUUUCUGUGUUUCAGUCUUGUUUGGAAUCUGAUGUCAGAUUUUCACCUGAGGAAUACAAACCUAGCCACUUUUACAGAUAAAACAGCAAUGACAUGUUUACAACAUGUCCCCUUUUCUCUUAACCUGAAGCCAUUUCAUACUUGAGAUUAAAAAGACUCAUAGAAAGUGCUGUCAUUAAGAAAUGUCCUAAACCCAGGGACAAGUACAUCGGUGGAUCUUAUACUUGAAAUGCUGCUUGCAAAUGCCCAGGAUGACAUGUUAUAAAUUGAACUGGUAGCCUUAGAUAUUGUGUGUGUGUGUGUGUGUGUGUGUGUGUGUGUGUGUGUGUGUGUGUGUGUGUGUGUGUGUGUGUGUGUGCGCGUGCGUGUGUUCCAUGUUCUACUCCUCAGGACUUCAGUUAGAUACAGUUCCAAAGUCUGCAUUUUUUCCACUAGCCUGGGAGUGAACAGGCAAAUAAUUUGGUUUGGCAUAGACUUGGCAUUAAAUUCAAAAUUUGUCACAACAUUGUGUAUCAUGAUUUCAGGGAGUACACAGUGUAUACAAUCUAAGUACAUAAAAAUAGUAGGUGAAGGUUUCUUAGUCCAUUUAGGGUAUUGCCCUGUUUUUCAGAACGGUUGGUUUUCCAGAGACUAUUUAAAAGUAGUUUUAAACUUAACGGGACUGGUCCAAUACGUUUAUUUGUUUCUGAAAUGAAAGCUAUUAGGUAGAUAUCUAAGGAACAUAAGGAAGAGGUAGAUAUGUCAAAUGUUGUGGUGUGAAAUGACCAUAUGAACAAAAUCUGCAUCAUGCUGCGUUGUCAGUUCUGACUUUGAUUUAGCAUAGCUGCUUUAUUGUUUUUCCCUUGAAUUUAGGCAGUUUCCAAUUAUUGUAUCCAAAAAGAGGAAAAAGAAAACACAGUAUCAACAGCAACAGGACUCUCCUCUGUCUAAGCUUAUGGCAAAAUAAAGCCAUGGUGGGAUUUUUCUCAAUAUUGCUGGAGGAUAUUGAAUAUAAAUGUACAGAACUGGGAUUUCUCCGUCAAUAAUCACAUUUAAGUUAUUGCAUUACAGAGACUAGCUUAAUAGCUCAGACCAGAUCUAUAGUUGGAGAGGUAGUGUGUUUUAUAAUGACUCUAAAAAGCUUUAGAAUGCCAUAUUUUUAGAGGUUAAAGGUUAAAGAAAUUCAUGGCCAUAUAUUUCUAUGAAGGUUGAAUAAUAUAAUUAGGCAUUUGCAUAUUUAGUUAUACACGUUUGUGUAAGUUUAAACACAUCCUUAUAUUUACAGUAGUCAGUAAUGAACAUUUAUCUUAAUAUUAAAAUCUCCUGAUUUCAGUGAAUAUGCUGAAUACUAGAGUUAGAAAUAGUUAUCGGUCCCACAGUAUAUAAGUGGUCCUUAAGGUAAUGUUUUAUGUACACCCAUAAUGUGAAUCUUGGGUACACUACUGCACGGCAGGGGUCUGUGAUUAACAUGAAUUCCCCCAUACACAUCCUCUGCACACCUGCCCAAAGUUAUAAUGACAGUGUCUAGGCACAGUCUAUUGUAGAGUGGGACACAGUAAUCGCAAAGACAUCCCCAAAUUGAGCAUCAAAAACGUCCCUCCCCGUUGGUUGUAUGAUGAACUAAGACCGAUGAGUACUAGAAUGCAAGAGUCUAAAGAAGGAAAUAGCACCAGUUGAAAGAUUGACUAAAAAAUGUAUUUUUAGUUUUUUUUUCUCUCUUUUAUGUAACAUUAAUUUUGUGCUUUUGAGUAGCUGUAGGUGAAUGUAUGGACAUGUUGUGGUAUGAGGGUUUUUUCCUGGAUUUAUUAUAACUCAGUGAAGUACACAAAAGUGUCAGUUAUCAUCCUUGGAUCACUUCUGUUUCGAAUAAACUGUCCACUGUUUAAGUUUUAAAUCUCCCAAAAUAAAGUUUACCUCUGA